GAGAGCAUGGAAAUGGUGUAACAGUUGAUAAAGACAAGUUAGCGCCAGAAGAGCGUAAGAAAUACGACGAUGGUUGGCAGAAUAACGCCUUCAAUCAGUAUGUCAGUGAUCAGAUCUCAUUACAUAGAAGUCUCAAAGAUGUCCGUGAUGAUGAAUGUAAGACGUUGAAAUACCGAAGAAAGUUACCAGAUACCAGCCUUGUUAUAUGUUUCCACAACGAGGCAUGGACAGUACUUCUGCGAACAUUCCAUAGCGUUUUAGAUAGAACACCACCCGAAUUACUAAGGGAGAUAAUUCUUGUAGACGAUUUCUCCGAUAAAGAGCAUCUAGGGAAACAGCUGGAAGAUUACAUCAAAGAUUAUCCAAAGGUGAAGGUUGUGCGGACCAAACAGAGGGAGGGGCUUAUAAGGGCACGCCUUCUUGGGUUUGCCAAUGCUGUUGGAAGUGUGGUUACCUUUUUAGACUCGCAUUGUGAAUGUGCUGUAGGAUGGGUGGAACCAUUAUUGGAUCGCAUAGCAGAAGAUAAACGCAAUGUUGUAUGCCCGGUGAUUGAUGUCAUCGAGGAUGAUUCAUUCAAGUAUCAGUACGGGAACGCGAGGUCAACAAGUAUAGGAGGAUUUGACUGGAACCUUCAGUUUAACUGGCACGCUAUUCCAGAAGACGAGCGUGCAAGACGUGAUUAUAAGGAUUAUGCACCAGUCAGGAGUCCAACUAUGGCUGGAGGAUUGUUUUCAAUAUCACGGGAAUAUUUCGAGACCCUAGGCACUUACGACCCUGGUAUGGAUAUUUGGGGAGGCGAAAAUUUAGAAUUAUCUUUCAGAGUGUGGAUGUGUGGUGGGAAACUAGAAAUCAUUCCUUGCUCACAUGUGGGUCAUAUAUUCCGUAAACGAUCUCCGUACAAGUGGCGAGGUGGUGUAAAUGUUGUCAAGAAGAACUCUGUGAGACUAGCAGAAGUGUGGAUGGAUGAAUACAAAAACUAUUACUACGAAAGAUUUAAUCAUGAUUUGGGUGAAUUUGGAGAUAUUAGCGAGAGGAAGAAAUUGCGUGAAAAUUUGAAAUGCAAAAGUUUUGACUGGUUUGUGAAAAACAUAUAUCCUGACCUUUUUGUACCGGGCGAAUCUAUAGCAUCAGGGGAGAUAAGAAGUAAGGCCAAGCCAAUGUGUAUAGAUAGUGCUGUAGAUAGUCAGAAUUAUCAUAAGCCGGUAAACAUGUGGCCUUGCCAUAACCAGGGUGGGAACCAGUACUGGAUGUUGAGCAAGAAUGGUGAAAUACGUCGAGAUGACGGUUGCCAGGACUUCUCUGGCGGAGCUAAUGUGAUAAUCUACCCUUGCCAUGGUCAAAAGGGGAACCAGGAAUGGGAUUAUAGAGAGGACAAUACUAUUGUUCAUGUCAAUACAAACAAAUGUAUGACAGUGUCAUUGGAUGGUCAAAAACUUUUGAUGGAGAAAUGUACGGGUAUAGAUCGUCAAAUUUGGACAUGGAAAAGAAAGUCGCCCAGCGGACUUAUACGGGCGGAUUAGAACUUAUACGGGCAGAUUAGGAUUUAUACGGGCAGAUUAGCUGAUAGUCAUAGAAUAUUUAUAUUUUGUUAAAAAGAGAUAAUGGUACCAAAUGUUGUCAUGUAAAGACAGGAAAUAAAGGAGGAAUAGCUCAGCUUGAGGGGGAAUGUGUCAUAUUGUAGAUGCUAAAUAUAGAUAUGAUAUCCCUUAUGAUAUUAUAGGAUAGAAAUUGUAUUUUUUUUUUCAACAGAAGUGUAUGAAACUACAAAAUGAUAAUUAAUUUGUAGUGGCUUCAAAUGAAUUUUACUUGGUAUUUGGUGUUGCAUUCAUGAUAAUAAGCAUUCUUGAUAAUAAUUCUAUUGAUGAUUAUUUAUUCUUCAAAUGAAAUUACAUGAUUUCAUAUUCUUUCUUUUUUCUUCUUUAUAUUUGAUAUAGUUGAAUAUAUGAAAGGAGUAGGCUACAAGUUUAUCUGCAGUAUUUUCUAACAUUGCCAUAAGUUUUCACUGGUUUGGCAGAGAUUUGUCAGUUCUGUCAGUCUAUUGAUAUAAAGAUCAUUUCAAGGAAUGCAGAACCUUGAUGUUUUAUUGCAUUGUUUCUACUUAUAAAGUCUGCUUUCUUUCUGGGAAAAAACAAAACAAAAACAAACAUCAGAAGUUAUGAUUGUUCAAUAUAGAUAGGCAGUCAAGAUACAGAUUUAUAUCAGUAUUACUUUGAUAUGAUACCACAGACAUAAAAGAUGAUAUAUAUAGAUGCUAUUUGAAGGUUUAAUAGCAACAUUGCACUUUCUUUGUUCUUGAAUAUGAUGUUUCUUGAAGGUUUAAUAGCAACAUUGCACUUUCUUUGUUCUCAAAGAAGAUGUUACUUGAAGGUUUAAUAGCAACAUUGCACUUUCUUUGUUCAUAUUAUUGAGAUAUGUCGAUAUAUCCAUAACUCCUUGUUUUAAAGGUGUAGAUACUAUCAUUUCAUGAUUUUCUGAUUAAUUAAAGGGGUUAACCUCCAGAAUUGAUAAGCUUUACAGGAGUAAUGUUUGUACUUGUCUGCUCAUACCUUGUAAUCAUGAUUAUUUAUUUAGCAAUUUGUUAUAUAAUAAUUGAAUAGGUGUAUUGGGGGGGUCUUCAAAAGAUAAAUGAAAUAAGUCAGUGUAUACAAGAAAAGUAGGAAUAUACAUUCAUUGCAGUCUGUUACUUAAAAUUUUAAAAAUAGAAAAGACAGGGUUAAUGGUUAUUAAUUUCAGUUCGUUAACAUAUUGUUUUAUGUUUAGUUUUUUUGUUAUUUUUGUUGGUUUGUUUUUCCAGUGUUUCUUUGCCUGUUUCCACUAGUUUUGUUUGUAAGUUUGAACUAUUAGUCAUGCUUACUUCCAGUCUUGAAAGUCAUGCUCAAAAAACCAAGAUAAUUUCUUGAAGUGUGCAAUGUUCAUUGUAGCUGCAUCAGAGUUUUUGUGUUUUACACAUAUUAGAUUAAUUUUGAAUAUUGAUUGCAUAUUUAGAUUGAGUAUAUCAAUUUUAUACAGUAAGAAUAACUUUUUAAAUGAGAUAUAUGUGGCUAAGAUCUGGUGGAACAGUUUUUAUUAGCUCACCUGUCACAAAGUGACAGGGUGAGCUUUUGUGAUCGCUUUUCGUCCGGCGUCCGUCCGGCGUCCGUCCGUAAACUUUUGCUUUAAAUGACAUCUCCUCAUAAACCACUAAGCCAAUUUCAUCCAAACUUCACAGGAAUGUUCCUUUGGUGGUCACCUUUAAAAAUUGUUCAAAGAAUUUAAUUCCAUGCAGAACUCUGGUUGCCAUGGCAACCGAAAGAAAAAUCUUUAAAUAUCUUCUUUUAAACAACCCUAAGAGCUAGAGCUUAGAUAUUUGGCAUGAAACAUCCUCUAAUGAGUGUCUACCAAGUUUGUUCAAAUAAAAGCCCUGGGGUCAAAAUUGGCCCAGCCCCAGGGGGUCAUUGAUUUUCCCUAUAUGCAUAUAGUAAAAACUUAAAAAAUCUUCUUUUAAAGAACCUUAAGAGCUAGAGCUUAGAUAUUUGGCAUGAAACAUCUUCUAGUGAAUGUCUACCAAGUUUGUUCAAAUAAAAGCCCUGGGGUCAAAAUUGGCCCCACCCCAGGGGGUCAUUGAUUUUCCCUAUAUGCAUAUAGUAAAAACUUAAAAAAUCUUUAUUUUAAAGAACCCAAAGAGCUAGAGCUAAGAUAUUUAGCAUGAAACAUGUUCUAAUGGGUGUCUACCGAGUAUGUUCAAAUAAAAGCCCUGGGGUCAAAACUGGCCCCGCCUCGGGGGUCAUUGAUUUUCCUUAUAUGUGUAUAGCAAAAACUUAAAAAUCUUCUUUGGAAAAACCCAAAUAGCUAGAGUUUAGAUAUUAAGCAUGAAACAUCUUUAAGGAAAUAUCUACAAAGUUUGUUCAAAUAAAAGCCCGGGAGUCAAAACUGGCCCUGCUCCAGGGGUGUCAUUGUUUUUAACUAUAUAUGUAUAGUAAAACCUUAAAAAAUCUUCUUUUUAAAAAACCCAAUGAGCUAGAACUUAGAUGUUUAGCAUGAAACAUCUUCUUAUGGGUGUCUACCAAGUCUGUUCAAAUAAACAAAUAAAAUCCCUUGGGUAAAAAUUGGCCCAUGGGGGGGGGGGGGCUAUAUACAGGUGAGUGACCUUAGGGCCAUCAUGGCCCUCUUGUUGUAAAAUUCAGUUAAACAACUUAAUGGUGACCAGUCUUAAAAAUUGCAUAAGUGGAAUCUCAAACGCAAAAUUUUUGAAAAGGAUAAAAAUAGAUACUCUUUUAUUGACAAGUUAUUUUUUAUCAAUUUGAAUAGGGCAUAUUUCUGUAUAUAGAAGGCAUAUACAUUGCAAUUUUGCAAAAGAGAAUAAUGAAGACAGAUGGAAAUGUUCAAACGUUUAAACAUAUGUAAAACAAUAGGGAACAGACCAUACUGUUAGCACUAAUUUGAAAAGUGAAAAAUAGUCUUUGAAAUUAGAUAUUUUCAAAGAUUUCAAUGUCUUCAAUAUGUGGUCUUUUAUCAGAUGUGGUCAUUAAAAUAAGUUUAAAUGUUUUGAUUCAUCACAACUUAAAUUGUUAAACUUCUGGUUUCUGUCACAAUGCCCAAGGACAUACAGUGUCUCCUACAAAUUAUACCAAAGAUGAUUGGUUUUCUGGCUUUUUAUUUAUCUUUUUUUCUGCAAUCUAAUAUUAUUUAAAGAUUUACAUUAUACAAUAAACAGCACCUUUAGUUUAACCCUGUCAUCUUCAUAAUAUCACCUAUGAAAAUAUUGUAUACUAUUUUAUAAGAAAGGGAAGGAGUUGUUGGUAUAUGUAAGGUAGAUUUAAAGAAAUUGUUCAGCUCAUUAUGUUAGGUAGUCUUGUAUUUUUCUUGAUGAUUUUAUUUAACGAUUGAUACAUAUUCAUUGUUUACUAUAUUGUUACAUUUUUAAAGAGCAUAGUUUAAUUUUAGUCAUAAUUAUAUACAUACAAAUAUGUCUAAAUUUUCAACCAAGUUUUGAAUUUUUACACCUUAUAAGAACAGCGUUAAGUGUUUAGUUGACUUAUUUAUCCAGAUAUGUUAUUUAUUUUUUGCUUACAGACAGCUAUAUUUAAAAAAAAAAUUUAAAAGAAAUUAAAUGAAACUUGUAAUAGAUGUCCUGCCUUGAUAUUUUUAAGUUAUUUAUAAGUUAGUUUAUAGUACUGCACAUUUUCUAAUGUUGAUUUUCAUUGGAUGAUUGCAAGGUUUAUAUUAUCAAUAUAUCCAGCAGCUGUUAAUUUAGAAUUAAAGGAAUUCACUGAGGUCCAAAUCCUAAAAACAUAAAAUUUAAAAAUCUUACAAUGAUCAACUGGGGCACAUACACAUAAUGGAAAAAAUGUGAAAAACAUAGUUAAUAUUAGUACAAUUGAUAGCCCUAUUUCAGUAAAGAGGGUUUUACAUACUUAAUAUUUUUGCACACAAGUAAUUGGUAUAGAUGUACAACAAAUAAAAUAUUAAAAAUUAAAAAAAAAACAACAUCAUUUUCAGUCUCAUCGUGUCAAAAACCUGAGUGAAGUCCCUUUUUAAUUUUCAUUUUUCCCAAAAAUAAAAACAUUGUGCAGUAUUAUGAAUUUGUUAUAAGGACUUUUGACAAGUUAUAUGGCCAUGUAUAAACAGUUAGUCACUACAUAACCCUCACCUUCCUAUAGGGUUAUAUAACCUUUCCACUGGUUAUAUCUUUUAAAAAUCUAUAUAAAAAAUUGGUACUAUACUCAGUGUAGUUCUUUCCUUAGUGUGUAUAAACACACAUUUUGGGUCAUUCUAUACUGUAUAAUAUAUACACAGCGUGUAUUUCCCCGUAAUGUGUGUGUGUAUGUGUGUGUAUGCAGUUUCUGGAUUUCUGCUACUGUUUAUAUAUAUGAUUUGGUUUUUCUUGUACUGCUUAAUAAUAUCUUGUCCCUACUACAUGUAUAUGUAUGUAGUUAUGCAGUAGGGUGUUCUUUUUCAUAUACAUUGAAAUUCAGUGUACCUUUGUAUGCCUCAAAGCUGUUUAGUUUUCAGCCUCACGCUGUUGAUAAGUUCAUACUUUUUAACAUGACUCUGGCCAAUUGUGUUCUUAUACAUGUAGCUUGUACAUUUUGCUUACAUAGACAAUCAGUAUUUAAAAUUGUUGAAUAACUUUUGCUUUAAAGACAGCCUUGAUUGUUCAAUAAAUUAUAUGUAGGAAUGUUUGUGAAAUCUAUUUUUAGAUGUGCGUUUUUUGUUUUUUUUUAUGACUGUGUCUGUUUAAUUUUUAGAUUUGUUUAAGACACAAGUAUUCCCUUUGGACCAAUAAAAUUAUGUAUACAUAAAUUUAUUUUGACCAAUUAUUUAUAUACCCAAUUUUUACCAGUAUCUACUUAAUAGUUUAUUUCAAAAUUUAUAUUUGUAGGCACUAUCCCACCAGUGUAUUAAAUACACAUACAAAGACAGCGCUUACAUUAAUUGUAUUUUUACCAUUAUACCUUACAAGUUGACAUAAUAAAUUCUUAGCCCUGUAUAUCAUACAAUUUAAUGAAAUGUUGUAAAUUAUUAAUGAUAUAUGAUUUUUUCCUUUCAUUUAAUGUACUUUAUUUUGUAAACUUACUAUUCAUUAACAUUCGACAUCAUAUUGUAAAAGAUAAUUUUUAUUUCUACAUUAUUUUCAUGAACAUAAAAACAUUUUUAAGUUUACUUCAAAGUGAUUUUUAUUUUAUUUUUUUUGACAGUAUAUGCUUGUUAGAAAAUGCAAAGUGUUAUGUCUUACAUCUCAGUGAAAUAUUAUCUAUAUUUCACUGAAGACAAACACUCAUUUGAUUAUUUUUAUCAUGCAGAGUGGUGCAUCAAUUCAUCCUUUAUAUUCACUAUAACGUGUUGAAAUUUGAGACUUACGUGCAACAUUGUAUUAACGUGUUAUGGUAUUACAUUGAAAUAAGAUAUUGUUGUAUUGAGUCAACAAAAUAUUAGAAUGAGUCGGCAUUUUUUCCCCUGAUAUUUUAUCGGCCAUACUUGUAUCAUUCAUGUUCAUUUUUUGUCACAUUAGAUGCUCAGUAUAUGCAUGUGUUGUACAUAAAUCUUAAUUACAUGGUAAAACAUGUAAUGAUUUAAUGUAGAUAGGAAAAAAAACUGUCAUAUCAUGUAAUUAGCUCUUAUACAGAAAAUAUCCCGCUCUUGAGUUAUGCGAGCUUGUGUAAUAUAAUGUUUUGCAAUGAGAUAUAGGCUUUAAAUGAGAGAUUUGUGGCAAAAGAUUUGUAACAUUUUUGUUUGCUUGGAUUUCUGGUUGAAUUAAUCUGAAAAUAAAUUUCAAAAAUAUUUUUUUUUACGUAAAGGAAGAAAAGAUAAAUCCAUAAGUAUCCUUCCUUUGGUUAAGACUUUAUAAAAAAAGGACGACCUUAUACUCAUUUGAAGUGAAAUUAAAAUGGUUUAAAAUUUAGUACAAAGUUAAAGCAUGUUAAAUUUCAUUAAUAUUUUCAAUUUUACCACAAGGAGCAUUAACCACCAGGAGCUAAUAGGUUUAGAGAAAUAAUAUAUAUGUGUUCAAAUAUCAAAGAAAUUUAGUUUCAUCAAAUUACAUUUUAUACAUAUAUAUCACAUAUUGUUAUUAACACGUACACAUUGUACAUUUUAUCACAAAUUUGGUAGUUUGUAGAAACGUCAGGUGGGUUGGGAAAGGAAAUUGUAUGUAUGUUUUCACAAAGAGUCAUUUGUUUAAAUGUUGCAUGUUUUAUUAUCACUUACUGUGAUCAUCUUUAAUUGAUACAUUCCAUGGGAAAAUACAUAAAGGGUCCAGUACAGCAAUUAAUUUAAUUUUCAUAAUAAUUGGCCUCUGGUUGAGUGGUGAAGGUUAUUUUUUACUUUGAACCACUUGCCUCUCAUUUCCUUAGGUUAGAAACUUACCAGAGAUAUUUUAUUUGUUCAUACUUAUGGGGAGGUUGUUCAAUUACCAUUACACAGAAGGUUCGUGGCUCUGCCCAUAAGCCAGCUCAUGCUGAAGGGGCAGUUAAGGUCUUCCUCCACCGGUAAAGCUGGAAAGUCACCAUUUGAUAUUUGGUAAAUAGCUACUAGUAUCUGAAUACAGUCAAUGAAAAUAACAUGUUUUCCCACCUUUAUACAUUCUGUCUAGCACAACAAGUUCCUUAGCAAUUUGUGAUUACAUUUGAUGACUUUGGUAUUGAUAAUUCUUACUAGUAUCAAAAGACUGUCACAAAUGCCAAGUAGAGGAAAAACAAAAUUUAAGAUAAAAUGUGAAAGCUUAAGAACUAGAUACUGUAAGAACAAACAAAAAGAUUUUUUUUUUUCAAUUUAACAACUUGCAGAUACACUAAAUACCGAUACAGAAAGCGAUAACUGAAGAGCUUUUAUUGAAAAAAUUACUUGAAAAAAUGGAUUGCACAACAAAUCUUUUAUGCACAAUUCCUUUUCUGAUAGACAAACAAAAAAGUUCAGUCUAGUCAUAUUCCCUUCACUUUCUUUGCACUGAAUUCUGUCUCAUUUCUAAGUUAUUCAUGAUAAAAGAUGCCAUAAUUUGAUCUUUGAAAUCCUUUAUGACGGGACGUCCUGUCGUCGUGUUAGUUAUUACUGAUAAUCUAAAAAUAACAAUAUAACAGUUUAAUACAAAUACCAUAUCAAUACCUAUCAAAUUUUGACUUAACGAAUAACAUGGUGUUAUUUCUGUUAUAUUAUACAGAACUCUUUGAAUUUGAUUGUUCAUUUUUAACACUGUUGAAUCAUGAACAUUGUUUGUGGUAAAUUAUUUGAAAAGUGGCUUGUUUGAAGCAAUUUUAUUUCGACAUUUUUGGAGUUGUUACAUGCUUAUGUGAUCAUACAACUUCAUGCAACACGAAACUCUUGAUUAGAUCUUUUUUCUAAAGAUUACGGACCGUUCAUUGUCAGCAUAUUUCAUUUUACAAUUACACGAUAGUUGCCACAAAAAAGCAGACAGAUAUUUAUUAUGCAAUAUUUGCUGAAUGAAUAUAUUGGCUUGGGUAUCUUAUCUUCUGCUCUCACAAAUUGCAAUAUGUCUUAGACAAAUAUUAAUGGACAUAACUUGCAGUAAAUAACAGAAACUGGACGGAAGCCAGUCGAAUAUCAUAAAUGGCCAGUCAGCUCAAUGUGUUCUAGAGUAUCACAUUCAUAAUAUAAGCAUAUAUGAAAGUGGUUUUCUUAUUUAAAAAAAUGAAAUGUGUUCUAUCAAUGGUAAUAAGGUCAAGCGUUCUUGAUUGCCCAUAUUGUUUGAUAAGUUACAAAACACAGAAAAAGAUGUUGUUGAUUUAUGAAGCAUUCGGUUAACAUAAAAUUUUUUUUUAUCCUUUUCAUGAUGCAAGGAAAGAGGUCAAUUAAACAAAAUAACACAAACAUAUACAGAUAAUUAUAUCGGUUGGUAGUUUCAUGGCCAAUAUGUUACAUCAUUACAGACCUUUGUUUAGAACCUAUUGUAAGUUUUGCCAAGUAAUGUUCUAAUUGUUUCUUCUCUUCUAAAACUGACAAAAGAGUUGCUUGGUACGACUAUCAUACCUGCUUAAGUAAGAUUUGUACAAUUUGUGUUUCACCAGUUUGAAUAAAAAUGCACAAUUGUUAUAAAAACCAUAAGCAAACUUUAUUUCUUGCAAUUUACAAAUUCUUCCCUUGAGGUUUUAAAUUUUUUUAUCUAUCACGAUAAAAAGAAAUUGUUAAAGUCAUACUGUUUAGAAUCGUUUUAUUUCAUUAUAACAGAUAACAGCAUCGAUAUAAUUCUGAUAAAUUUUAUUCACUUUUGCUUGGCUUAAUUUAUUCUUUUUAUAACUUAUUCACCUGUAAGUGUUGAAGCAUACCUAGACAUCAUGCUUUUUCAUGUCAUUUUGUAAAUCGUAUUAUUUCAUUAGUAAUUAGGAUAAUUUAAAUAUAUCAAAUAAAAAUAGAAAUAGGAAAACGUCAAUUUCCUGGAGAUACCUGUAUAUGAUGCUAAGGAUUCUCGUCGUAGUUUUUUUAUCUUUUUUGUUUAUUUGCAGAUCCAAUUGUCUGGCUUUAAGGAACGAUUUGUAUUUUAUGGACCAUUUGUCUAGUAUUUUAUGGACUAAAUGUUUUCUGUGUGGUUUUUUUUUCAGCAUAAUUUUUAUAUCACAGUAGAGACUAGUUUCUGUGUCUAUACAAAGUAUGUUUUGGACGAGGGAUUAAUGGACCAAAUUUCAUGUGAUAUAUUAAUUUAUCUAUUAUUAUAAUUUACAUACAUUCCAGACUCAAAUAUGAGUUAGACUUUUAGCAUUAUGUAACCUCAAGGAGUACUUAAUACCUUCCAAUAGUUUCCUAAUCAUGUUUUGCAGAUAAGAACUUUCAACCAAACUGAAAAAAUGAGGGAAAUCUAUUUGAGUUAAAGGUUCGCGUAACUUAGCUUAUUGAUCAGUUUUACCUUGUUUGUAUUAUAUUAUUAAUUAUAUUAUAUGAAUAUUGAUUAAAUACUUAAAUUAUGUAAUAAACCAUGGUAUAACGUUCUGAAACUUUGAUUUAAAAGAAUAAGUAUUUAGUUACUCUUAAUUUCUCUGUUUAUAUUGUAUAUGGCUUCCAUAAUGUGAAUUAUUCUGUACUGCUUACUUGCUUCAAAUAUACAUUGUUUAUUGUUUCAUAAAUACCUAUUCAUUAUUGUUAAUAGUGAUCAUUUUAUAACUCGUUAAUGUACAUGUAAUUAAAACAGUGCCUUUCAUCUUGAAGAAAUACAUGGAUACUAUCAAAGAAA
Messenger RNA from Ruditapes philippinarum (Manila clam), 10657 nucleotides. RefSeq names its product polypeptide N-acetylgalactosaminyltransferase 5-like. Gene Ontology annotation, cellular component: Golgi apparatus. The record is from RefSeq and is a predicted model, not a curated record. NCBI's taxonomy places the organism in Eukaryota, Metazoa, Mollusca, Bivalvia, Venerida, Veneridae.